GAUCGUUGUACGUGCAGUUCUUUCUUGUAUAUCUUUGUAAAUCUUAUCAUAUUUAAAAAACGGAUUCCUGAAUCACUGCACUUAUGGUGAGUUAAGAUUCGAUUCUCUUCAGAUGAAUAUUCAGCACAUGGGUGUGGCGCGUACAAAGCUGCCUUGAGAUGAACAACUCCAGCUCGAACGAAACAGAUGACUGCUACCCGUCUGCACAUCCUGAAAAGAUGGUAUUCGUAGGCCUGCAUCUAGCUGUGAUCCUGAUCGGCAUCCCGUCCAAUCUCUUCUUCCUGUUUGUGUCGUAUCGGCUCAUCCGUCAGAAGAAUGAGCUGGGCGUCUAUCUGUUUAACCUGGCUCUCUCGGACUUCUUGUUUAUCAUGUGCUUACCAGUGUGGGUUCAAUACGGCAUUUACGACGAAUGGCCUCACGGCAAGACGAUGUGUGUUGUUUGUGUUUUCCUGCUCUUCACGAACUUCUACACCAGUGCUGUGCUUCUGAGCUGCAUCGCCGUGGAUCGCUACAUAGCCAUCGUUCACCCGCUCCAAUUUUGCACUUUUAGAAAGCGCAAGACUGCGGCCAGCGUGAGCAUUGCUGCUUGGAUUUUUACUGUUGUAUUCAAUGCAAUGACCGUGCAUCCAGACAGUAUCUACGAUGGGAAUAACUCAGUCUGCUUGGAUUUAUUUCCUUUGCCCCAAAGGCAAAAAAUAGUCAACGUUGCUCGUUUUGUUGUAGGCUUCCUCAUUCCUGCAUUGGUUGUGGGUUUCUGUUAUUGGCGGAUAUGUUCGGAUGUGAAGAGAAACCAAACACUUGGGUCAAUGGAGCGCCGGCAUGUCUUCAAGCUUCUUGGAUGCAUUUCGUUGACCCUUUAUUUGUGUUUCGGACCUGUGCACAUCAUGAUGGUUUUGAGGAUUUUGCUGGAGGGUUGCCCAUAUCCCAACUGGCUCUUAAUUGGAUAUAAGGUCUGCGUCUUCCUCGCGAUGCUCAACUGCCUGGCCGAUCCACUCCUGUACUGCCUCACAAGCAGAACGGGUCAAGCCAGCGCUUCAACUGUGUUACUCAUCCUCAGGAGAACAUGGAAGAAAGAGUGUCAAAAAGAGAUGGAACAACAAAACAACCAAAUCCUUGGAACCGUUCCAAUCACAAAAGCACCCUUUAGGACUGCCUUCAGCACUGACCGCUUGUGAUCGGAUCAUGCUGAUGUUUAUAUAUGCUAUCCACCUUUUUCUUGCCGUACAAAUGCAAAUUCUAUGGGUCUAGCUUCCGGUCUAUUUUUAGCUGUACAAAACAAUUCGUUUUGCUGCUUGAUAUUGAAAAUUGGUGUGUCUUACCAUAUUAUUUUAAUGUAUUAUCUUAAUUAUGAUCACACUGGUUUGUAGAGCAGUUUUACCGUUAAUGAACCGGACGUCUUACCCAUAGGCUUACUUCUGCAUUGAAGAAAAAGGUGGAUGCUGUUUUCAAAAAGAGACUGGACUAAAAACUGAGGAAUGAAAUUAAGCUUUACAACUUUACAAGCUGUACGUUCAAACACAAACUGUCUAUCUAAGCUCAAUUGUCUACAACAUCCAGGUUGUAAAAUGUUCAAACAAACUAUUCCUUUAUUAAAAAUCACCGAAAGAAAUGAUAAGGUAUCUUUAAUAAAGGAAAAGUUGACAUUUAAACACAAAGACUGACCAUGAACUGUCUGUCUGCAUCAAAACAAUGUAUACUUACGAAAAGCCUUGGUUUUUGAGAAAUGAGAACAGUGUUUCAUCAGAAUUUCCCGUUGGUUUCAUUUAGUGUGGGCACCAGGUCGCACAGUUUCAUUUUCACACUCUCUUCCCUAUAUUUUGCUCAAAAUAUUAUAAACAUCUGAAGUGUAACAUUAAAUAUAUUCUGAGUGUGAUAUAUUAUACAAGGCUGUGUCCAACUUUGAUAGCAACAUUGCCUUGAUUUUUCAAUAAUACAAUUUUCCUAUACUAAUGCGUACUGUUUAUGACAUAAAACUACACAACUGUUCAAAGGUUUGGGGUAUAUGCAAUAUUUAACAUUGAUACACGAUGUGAGUGUGCGUGUGUGUGAAUAGACCAAUUUGGAGUAGACGUCAGGUGCCACAAAAACACUGGUAACAAGUGGAGGGAAACGGCUAAAAUCCAUGGAAUAAGGGGAAAAAAAUGAGUUGUGCCUGUGGAUGUCAUCUGAAGCUAAACGCAGAUGUUUAAACAGACAGACUAUGGAUAAAAACUGCUAUGAUUACUUUUAAUGCAUAAAUUUGAUUUAAAGGAUAGGUCUGCAUAAUAUUCACAUUAGGGAUAUGCCGGUAUCAAAUUUUCAUGUUGCGAUUAAUAGCAAAUGCUUUUAUCACGGAAUACGGUACGAUAUUGAAAUUUAGUUGCAAAAAAAUGUUGUCAUAAAACAGUAUAACAGGUUUACUAACUUUUUUCUUAUAACAAAAAUAACUGAAAAUUUAAAUACAAUAAAGCAGUACACAAAAAGUUUAAAAUGUUACACAUUAAAGUGCAAAAGAAUUAUAAAGACCAAUAGGUAUCACUUUACAGUAAGACCUCAUUAGUUAACGCAUUAACAUUCACAUUUAGCAAUAUUUGCUACAGAAGGUUAAUCUGUAUUAAUCUAUUAAUCUUUAGUUCAUGUUAGCUCAUUAAAUAACACCGUUGCAGCUUUUGAUUUUAACUAAGUGUCAUUAAAUAUUGGAAUUACCUAAGAUUAAUGAAUGUUUAGAAGAUUUUUUCAUUGGCAGUUUGUUAACUAAUGAAUUAAGUAAUGUUAACUAAUGAAGCCCUAAUGUAAAGUGUGUGACCGAACAAUAAAGAAACUAAACACUUUCAAACAAUAUCUAGGGCAUGUAGUCCAGAUUAAAAUGCAAAAAAGUUUGACAAUAAAUAGCCUAUUAAGUCUAAAUAUUUAAGUAUUUGGCACAGAAAUCUGAAUGGCUAUUUAAAUCAUUUAAACACCUUUCAGAAACAGAAAGUAGCGCAGCUGUACACUUUUGUCAAGUGUACUGCAUUUUAUGCGUAUUUCAACAGGUAAAAAAGACUGCAUGAGCUAAAUGACUUGAUUGCAUUCACGAGUGUUUUUGACCGAUUAUAGCUCAUGCAGUCCUUUUUACCUGUUGAAAUACCUUUAAAUGGCCAAUAAAACCCACAAAAUGCAGUUGCCAAAAAGUGAUUACAAACGACAAUCAGUUUUCGGCAGACGAUCAAUUUUCGCCACGACACCGGCGGCGCAUGUCUAAUUCACAGUUCAUAGGGGUUAUAUUGUAUUAGACCUACAGUUACAACACAAAAAUGUAAACCUAUUACUAUUAACGUUACAUAACAUUUUUAUUUUCUCACAAUUCUCACUUUUUUUCCUCGAUAAACUGCUACUUGAAAACUGUCAUUUUCUGCCACCAGAUAUGCUCCGCCCACAAAAUAAUGUCUGCUUUCAAAUGAAUCCAAUUCAAAUGGAAAACAAAUAUUCUCAAAUUAUGUAAUCCUUAUGAAACAUGCAUACAGGUGCAUUCAACUACUGCGGAGAUGACGAGUCGGCGUCGCUGACUUCAAUGCGAAUAAUAAGUUGCUUGGAUUUGUUGAAUUUAAACAUGAAUAUGUCUAUGAAAUUGUAUUACUGUACCCCUCUUGGCCCUAAUCAACAUUCAUAAAUCUUCCCAUCUUCUACUUUCAUGCCAGUGUUCUUUGUCAUAUCAUCUCAAUCAUCUUGUAAACCAAAAGCUUUUGUCAUCAGCGACUAUUGGCAUUGAAACCUCCACCCACAUCCUUCACCUCAUUCCCGACAACAUCAUUGAUCAACCCUAUGAUGGGAAACAUGAUCUAACUGGAUGGUCUUUGCUCGCUUAACCUAAACACGUCUGCGAGUUCCCUAGCGAUGCUUUUAUUGAUGGACCUAAAUCCGAUAGUUCCUCUCAACUCAUCCUGUAGGAUCAGAUGCUCAACUCGCUGUGUCAGCAGCAGACAUCUGGGGUUUUGAGACCAUUUCGAUACCUUCAUACCCUUGAUGUGCCCUUAGUGAGACGUAACUUGGUUACAUAAGCUUCAGACUUCAGAGCAUCAAUAUCAUCUAUCUUUCAUCAUUCUGUCAGGUUUCUACACGUGCGUUGAUAUUGCAAAACAUAGUUAUAAUGCAAUCUAAUUGACAUUAGAAUUAUUUUUUAUUAAACUGAAAAACAAAAGUGUAGGAUUUACUUUUAAACACUUUUCAUUUAGAAAUUUCUCCAAAAUUAUACAAAUAAUUACAAAGAAAUGGCAAGUAACACACUGAAUUAAGCAUGACAUUUAGAAAGACCAAAAUUGUCUUGUAAUUAUCUAAUUAGUUCAAGGUAUUUUCUUGUAAAAUGUACUCCAAUCAUCUUCUUUUUUGCAGUGCACAAAUUAUAUUAUCAAAAAGCAAUGUUAUCUGACCCAAGUAUCUCAUAUGCAAACAACACAGACAUCCACAAACCAACACCCACUGAUACAAACCGUACACAAGUACCAUCACACACACCCGUUUAAAUGGUAGUAAAAGCACCAUAUGCUAACUUCCUGUCUAAGUUCCUGUUCUUAGCCAGAAUAAGCUUUCAUACAAAUAUAUAUAUAUAUAAUGUACACACACACACAACUGGUUGCUGAUCUUAGUUUAACAGGAAAUAGUCAAAUGCUUUCAAAUGUGUGCAAAUAAAUGCAAGUGAAGAAAUACUAUAUUGUAUAGGUCUGUAUAACGAGAAUAAAUGU
Messenger RNA from Onychostoma macrolepis, 4697 nucleotides. RefSeq names its product psychosine receptor-like. Bases 159 to 1175 code for a protein of 338 amino acids. Gene Ontology annotation, cellular component: membrane. NCBI's taxonomy places the organism in Eukaryota, Metazoa, Chordata, Actinopteri, Cypriniformes, Cyprinidae. The transcript is spliced from 2 exons. The record is from RefSeq and is a predicted model, not a curated record. Gene Ontology annotation, biological process: G protein-coupled receptor signaling pathway. Gene Ontology annotation, molecular function: G protein-coupled receptor activity.